Fomitopsis serialis is the source of this 1766-nucleotide messenger RNA. RefSeq lists its product as uncharacterized. The record is from RefSeq and is a predicted model, not a curated record. Bases 167 to 1486 code for a protein of 439 amino acids. The transcript is spliced from 9 exons. Lineage: Eukaryota; Fungi; Basidiomycota; Agaricomycetes; Polyporales; Fomitopsidaceae.
CGACCAUAAGGAGCCAAGGUGGCAUGUCCAAUAUGGGCAAUUCUAUGGCUGCCAUCAGCAGCAUCGAUGGUUCUGGAGACCGAAUGGUGGUUGACCAUGCCGCAAACAUAUAUAAAGGUGUGCUCCCCAAGUCAUCCCUACCUCGUCCCACUGUUCCUCCUCGGCAAUGUCACUAGAGUAUCGCUGCGCACUCGCUGUCUUGCAAGCCUUCGCCGGUGACUCCGAGAACUUUCUGGGAAGGACCCUGGAGUGGCCGUGGUAUACGUUCUGGCAACGAGCAUUCUACGAAGACGUCAACUCUCGAAGAGUCUUUGCGGGGCCACAGUCCGAAAUUGCUAAGGUCCAACACACGAACGAUGGCAAAAGCGUGAUCAAGAAGAAAGUUCCGGACUUCGUCCUCAUCUAUCUCACAGGAGUCCCUCGGAACCACAACAUAGGUUCCCUCGCUCAAGUGACUAACCACGAGCAACUGCGCCAAUUCUACCAGGGCCGUUGCAUGCUCUCCGACUCUUUCGUCCUCGCGCUAUGCGAGAUCAAGGCUUAUCCCAAUCCGGACAAAAUACCAGCGGGGGAUCGCUUCCAGGUGGCUCUGGCGCUUGCAACAUUUAAUAUGCAGAGCGAGGCUCGUCACGGCGUCAGGAACCAAGUGCAGCUUUACUUUUCCUCCCACAGAGACGUCGAUAGCGUUGUGGGUAUCGCUGCCUUUGGGCCUUAUUUUUCGUGGAAGAUCUUCGUACGAGACGAUGUGAGUGACGUUUCCAACAACGUUGACCCCACGUACAAAGACCCGGCCGAUCAAGACACUAACAACAAUUCCGGAGAAGCUACAAGACCUACCGGGACAAUGCCUGCCGUCCCGCGUGCUGUAGCAGGCCCAUCAUCAAAUGCGCGCCCUAAGCGGAACCGUCGUGAAGUUCAGAAGUACAAACAAUUUCGGGAUGCAGGGGCGUAUCAGCUAAGCACUUCGGAAGAGGAAGUAACUUCUCGUGUCAAUCAGCAGCCGAAAGGGAAGGGAAACGCCGCAGGAGUAGGCCAGGUGAGCUCGAAGCCGGAGCCGGAGCCGAAGCCCGCUGGCAAGAGCCAAUCUGGCCCUAAGAACAAGGGCAAAGGCAAAGGGGUCAGUCAGGCAUCGUUAGGGCCUAAUCUGACAUCCCUGGAAUUACCGCCGUUGCUCGUGUUCCCGGAAGAAGCCGACGAAGGGGCGGCGGCGGCGAGUGGUGGAGCCUAUGCCGAGGACCCAGAUGCUGCGAAUAGUGAUGUGGGUUCGGAAGCCGCCUCCACGUCUGCUAAUACGUCCAGGGACGAAGCGACAGAGAAGACCACUAGCACUGAUGACGAAGAGAGGGAAGACUCGCGUCGCACCCCUGGAAAUGAAUUGGCCUGGUCGCUUUGGUACCAUUGGGACACCGCAAAAGGUUUCAAGGAACGAUCAAACAUGCUCACCGCCAUCCAGCGGGAGAACCCCGAUCGCCCAUUCCGUCGCUAGGGUUAGCAAGAUGUCUACUCGUGUUGAUACUUACAGCAGUCACCGUCGAGUCAGAAGGCUUCACUUUUCUAUGUCCUCUAGUGUCCUUGAUUAGAUUUAGUCACCAAUGAGACUGAACCGGUAGUAUACAUGUUAGGCAUACGUAGUGGGGUUGGGACAAACAUGCGGGCGAAGUAAAGUGCAGCGUCGAUGAUGAUGGAGGAGUGUAUGUUGUGUCAAAGCUGCGGUUCAUCGAUGGUGCAACACGCAUCGAAAUUCGUCGACAGUGACUUGGCUGCCU